Molecule: messenger RNA, 2601 nt
Organism: Electrophorus electricus (electric eel)
Lineage: Eukaryota; Metazoa; Chordata; Actinopteri; Gymnotiformes; Gymnotidae
Source: RefSeq, a predicted model, not a curated record
UGGAGUCAGUGUAGAGCUGGGCGACGUUGAAAUAAAAAUAAAAUAAAAUAAAAUAAAUACAUUGUUGGGGAAGAUUAUGUAUAGCCAUUCUCAUGCUUGUUAGGUAUCUUUCCUUUGAGAGGAACCGUAUCGGACCACACAGAAGAAGCUUAAGAAGUACAAACGACAAGAACGUGAAGUGAUCUUUUACAAGUCCAAGUCACUUUAUCGCACAUUUCAGAGAGUUCUGGAAGACUGCCCUGGAUAUAACACACACACACACACACACACACACACACACGCAUAUACACAAACAGUCUAACACACACACACACACGCUCCCCACUACAGCUGGGGUACCAGGAUCUGUUGCUACCUUUUACUGGGACUGUGCUCUGCUGUUCAGCUCUCCAAAGACCUGUGUGUUGGAUACCAACAGGGACACCGUUUUGACAUAAUUUUGAAAAGUUCAAAAAAAGAUUUUCUCCUUUGUUGGACUUUGUUGUGGAUCUAACUGGGAUUGCUGGGUUUAUUAUGCACUUCAAUGACUACAAGCGGCUCAGUGGCUAAAAUGGGAGAUGAGAAGAAUUCUGUUCGUGUUUGCUACAGGAUGGAGGCCUCUUGUGUGGAGCUGGCUCUGGAGGGUGAGCGUCUGUGUCAGGUGGGCGAUUAUGGCGCAGGUGUAUCGUUCUUCGAGGCUGCCAUCAAGGUGGGCACAGAGGACCUUCAGGUGCUGAGCGCCAUUUACAGUCAGCUAGGCAAUGCAUACUUCCACCUGCAAGAUUACAGCAGAGCUCUGCAGUUCCACCACCAUGACCGAACACUCACCAGGACGAUGGGAGAUGUGCUGGGAGAGGCCAAGGCCUGCGGUAACCUUGGCAACACGCUGAAGGUGUUGGGACGCUUUGAUGAAGCCCUGGAUUUCUGCCAGAGACACCUGGACAUCUGCAGAGAUGCUGGAGACAAGGCGGGGCAGGCCAGAGCGCUGUAUAACUUUGGGAAUGUGUACCAUGCUAAAGGGAAGAGUGUCUGCAGCAGUGACUCAGAGCCUGGAGGCUUCCCUGAGGAGGUUACUACUGCCCUCAGAAAAGCAGCACAGUAUUAUGAGGCGAACCUGUCUAUCGUGAAGGAACUGGGAGAGCGAGCAUCUCAGGGUCGCACCUGUGGGAACCUGGGCAACACCCACUACCUGCUCGGUGACUUCCGCAACGCUGUGGUCUCCCACCAACAGCGGCUCCUCAUCGCUAAAGAGUUUGGUGAUCAGGCAGCAGAGAGGCGGGCCUACUGUAACCUAGGAAACGCCUACAUCUUUUUGGGCGAGUUUGAGAAAGCCGCUGAACACUACAAAAGAGCUCUGCAACUUGCGCGACUGCUCCAGGAUCGAGCUGUGGAAGCUCAGGCGUGUUACAGUCUGGGCAGCACAUACACACUAGUGCAUGACUAUGAGAGAGCGGUGGACUACCACCUCAAACACCUGCUCAUUGCACAGGACCUCAACGACAGGGUCGGGGAAGGCCGUGCCUAUUGGAGUUUAGGUAAUGCGCACACAGCACUGGGCAAUCAUGAUCAAGCUAUGCACUUUGCAGAGAGACAUCUGGAAAUCUCUAGAGAGACAGGAGAUCGUAGUGGAGAGCUGACUGCCCGUAUGAACAUGUCAGACCUCCAGUUGGUCCUUGGCCUCAGCUACAGCACCAAUGGCUCCAUCUUGUCAGAGAGCAAAGAGAUCAACUCCAACCUGCAUGGAGCGAGGUGCAGGAUGAGCAGACGCCACAGCAUGGAGAACCUUGAGCUGGUGAAACUAACUCCAGACAAGCUCAGUGGUCAGCAGAGGGGACGUGGUGUUCUGAGCAGUCUGCCCAAGGCCCUGCUGACUCAGUCUGCAUCCAGGUUGUUUUCUCUGAACCGUCUACGAGGCAGGAAGCAGAUGAGCAGCUCCAGCAAAGUCCUGCAGGACUCCAGCAACACCCGGAAGCCACCGAGCCGCCUGUCUGUGCACAAGCGUACAAGCAUGGACAUGUUGGGUGACGAGGGAUUCUUUGAUCUGCUGAGUCGUUUCCAGGGCAACAGGAUGGAUGACCAGCGCUGCUCUGUUCCGCAUGGGUGUGACCGCCGGGUCCCUGCUGUCUCAAGCUCCGCCUUCUCUUCAAGCCCGCCCACAAACAUGAAAAAAUCUUUCGGCAAGAGUGCGGCAUCUUCAGGCCAGAAGGCGUUCCUGGGAGCACUGGUGAGUGCUCAGGGCCAGAGGCUGGAUGAACAGAGAGAGUCAGCUGGGUUCUCCAGCCCGCAGAGCCAUGGGGCCGACCUGGGUCGGGCCAGGCCAGGCCGGAGCGGUCAGCUGGUGGCCAGCACAGGUGCUGGUGAGCCCGAUGACCAGUUCUUCGACAUGCUGGUGAAGUGUCAGGGCUCUCGACUGAAUGAUCAGAGGUGCGCUCCUCCCCCUGUUCCAGUCCGUGGUCCCACCCUCCCUGAUGAGGACUUCUUCAGUCUCAUCAUCCGCUCACAGGCCAAGAGGAUGGACGAGCAGAGAGUCACACUACCAUCCUCCCGUUAAACACACACACACACACACACACACACACACAAACUUUCAGUGCACUGAGAAUGCACACACACAGAUUUAAU